UUUGUCCCUUGCUUCCCAAGUUGUGCAGAUUCUGUGCAGGCUAAAUGGGAGAGCAGAGGGGAGGAGACUCUGAUGAAGGAGGAGGGGAGAGGGCCUGGGCAGCCGCUCUCUCCUUAAGAAUAUAAGGCAGGAAACAAAGGGUGAGCUGCACAUGGAGAGCAGGGGCACCUGGCCCUUCAAUAGACUGCCCCGAACGCGGCUUAAUCCGCGCGGAAAAGUCUGGGAAUGAGAGCUGGGGGUGGCUCGGGGCGGCUCCCAGCAGCCAGGUCUGUUUUGUUAGCCGGAGCCAGGCGGCCCAAGCGAAUAAAGCCCCGGAGCUGGUGAUGGAUGAGCAUGGAAAAUCCUUUGCAACUUGUUAACUCCUUUGCAACUUGGCCGUGUCCUUGCCUUUCACACACGGGCAACUGUGACAGAGCCUCAUUCGGGAGCCCGGAUCAAUCCAACUCUCAGCGUCACUGCCUGGGGGGAUGUUACAGAGCAGAGCUUGGGGUUUGCAGCUUUAUACCAAAAUGGCCCUCUUUGUGCAAAACCAGGAGUGCAGGAGGAGCAGAAGGAGUGCUUUUCCUUUGGGCCAAGCUUCCCCAGGAAGAGACAGGACUCUCAGUCAUUUCAGCCCCAGUGGGAAGAAGUUCCGGAGCAAACCUCAGCUGGCGCGUUACCUGGGCAGCUCCAUGGACCUGGGCACCUUUGACUUCCGCACGGGGAAAAUGCUGAUGAACAAAAUGAACAAGAACAGGCAGAGGAUGCGCUACGACUGCUCCAACCAAGCCAAAGGCAAGCCUGAUUUGAACACUGCCCUGCCUGUGAGACAGACAGCCUCUAUCUUCAAACAGCCUGUCACAAAGAUCACAAACCACCCUAGCAACAAGGUGAAGAGUGACCCCCAGAAAGCUGUGGACCAACCCAGGCAGCUCUUUUGGGAGAAGAAGCUGAGUGGACUGAAUGCCUUUGACAUUGCAGAGGAGCUGGUGAAGACAAUGGACCUUCCCAAAGGCUUGCAAGGGGUUGGUCCAGGCUGCACAGAUGAGACUCUGCUCUCUGCCAUCGCCAGUGCCCUGCACACCAGCACCAUGCCCAUCACUGGCCAGCUCUCUGCAGCCGUGGAGAAGAACCCUGGGGUCUGGCUGAACACCUCCCAGCCUCUCUGCAAAGCCUUCAUGGUGACAGAUGAAGAUAUCAGGAAGCAGGAGGAGCUGGUGCAGCAGGUGAGGAAGAGGCUGGAGGAGGCCCUGAUGGCUGACAUGCUGGCCCACGUGGAGGAGAUCGCCAGGGAUGGGGAUCCUCCCUCGGAGAAAGAAGGAGCAGAGGAGGAAGGAGAAGAGGAAGAGGAGGAGGAGGAGCAGGACCAUGACCAGGAGAUGGAAAAUGUAUAGUCCAGGAAGUUCCAUCUAAGAAUUCCCAGUAAAAACCCAUUCAGCAGGGUCAGCACAACCAUUCACAGAGCCAAGAGUGCACCACCAGUCCACCUGUACCCCAGAGCCUUUGGAUGGACUUCAGGAAACGUGGAAGCUGAUGGUUCAUUCAUUGCUGGGGAGUUUUGCAGAUGGAACUUGACUAAACUCUACUCCCCUUCCUUUUUCUAAUGGGAUAGGGUGAUUGGGCAUGCAGAAGUGGGAGGGGAUAAAGGAAUAUCACAUGGUGGGAGGGAUAUCCUAGGAACUGAAUUUGCUGGCUUUUAUUAUUUUAUUUUUUUUUGGUAUUACUUUUUGUGGGUCGGUGCUGGGUGAUACAUUUUUAAGCUUUUCUAUUGAAGUACUUUUAAUGACCCACAGAAAUUUUUUCUCUAACCCAAGGGAGGGAGAUGCUGUUUCAUUCCUUGGCUACUCUGCUGUGGGCUACCUGUUUGUACCUGACUGUAGGGAGGUCAUUUCAUGUUGUGAAUGGUUCAUUCCAUGUGUGAAUUGCAGUCACUGAAUUACCAUUUCCUCACAAGACCACAUUGGUCUUGGAAGUGUAGUCUCAGAGCUGAGCUGCCAGUGCCUCUCCCACCUGAGCUUGGGUGAGGAGGAGAAGCUGCACUCGAGGACUUGGGCUGCCAGCUCUGGGAAUUGGGGAUUUGGGUUAUUCCACACCACGGUUUGGAUACAGAGGUCUGUGUGUCCAGACAUUCUGAACAGAAGCUUGGAGGCAAGUAUACCCAACCUGAGGUAUAUUUUACUUUGGUUUAAGUCCAGUCAGAAGGACUUUCUCAACUGGGGAUGGAAGGAUGACUCAUUUCUGACUGAUAAUGAGGAAAACUUCCUCCUUUUUCUCUUCUGGUGCCAAGAACCUGCCCUCUGUUCCUCAGUGUGGAGGGAAGGGGAUCCAUUCCAACAGGUGUGACUACACACCUGCUUUUGUGUGCAGUAAUGUUCUGACCUCUUAAAAAAAAAAAGAAAGGAAAAAGGUUGAUUUUUCUAUAAUUGAUAUCUAAAAAAUGAAUUUAAAGCUUUUUAUUAAGUAUUGAAUCUUUCUUAUUUGCAUGUGCAGUGAAGUGACCAGCAUUUCGUGUCAAAAAUUGGACUGAUGUGAAACCUGCCUUAAUGUGUUCAUAAGUAUUCAGCUUCACCAUGGGUACCUUGAUUGAUUCCUCAGUCUCAUCCAGUACCUCUUUGAGCAUAUUGGCAUAACUUGUGGCUAAAAAUGGAUAUCUCUGGGAAGGGAGACAAGGGGAGGAAAGGAAGAUGAGAGUUGAUAGCUUGGGGAAUGUGUUGACUGGGUUGCAAAAAUUAUUUUCAUCUUAGGGUAUCCAUUGCAUAAUCCAUACGUGGCCGUCUCGGCUGAGAGAACACUACAGAGUGGUGGAUUAAAUAUUGUGCCACCAACCAAUUGUAUAAGUUGUUGGUAUCCCAAAACUUGGGGAAGAAAGUAGCUCCCAGAGCCUUUAUUGUGUGAGAAAGAUUAGCAGGGACAGCCAGGGGCCAGGGAAUUGCCUUUGGGAGUAGUGCAGCUUAGUGAUCCCUGAAAAAUAUCCCAUGCCAAAGUGAUUGAUCCUUUAUUCACUCCUUUCUUAAAGGCUUGAAAACACAAAAUUGGUUGAUAUUGCUCAUUUUGAGUACUGCAAGGAGGCUGAAUUGUACUUUGCUGCUGCUCUGCCAGGUGCUGCUUUGGGGAGUUUUACCUGGCACUGCAGGCAGUGACCAUUAUUUUCCUUUCUGAACAGUCUGUUACAGUUACUACUCUGUAAACCUGUCCUCUUGUAAGUCACGGUGAUGAAUUAAAUGUUUCUCACAAAGAA
Messenger RNA from Catharus ustulatus (Swainson's thrush), 3217 nucleotides. RefSeq names its product methyl-CpG binding domain protein 3 (gene MBD3). The coding region runs from base 468 to 1373 and encodes 301 amino acids. Gene Ontology annotation, molecular function: DNA binding. The record is from RefSeq and is a predicted model, not a curated record. NCBI's taxonomy places the organism in Eukaryota, Metazoa, Chordata, Aves, Passeriformes, Turdidae. The transcript is spliced from 8 exons.